Messenger RNA from Eimeria necatrix, 2712 nucleotides. RefSeq lists its product as hypothetical. The coding region runs from base 1 to 2712 and encodes 903 amino acids. Lineage: Eukaryota; Apicomplexa; Conoidasida; Eucoccidiorida; Eimeriidae. The record is from RefSeq and is a predicted model, not a curated record. Gene Ontology annotation, biological process: regulation of transcription by RNA polymerase II. The transcript has 2 exons. Gene Ontology annotation, cellular component: nucleus; SWI/SNF complex. Gene Ontology annotation, molecular function: transcription coregulator activity.
AUGGCUGGGUGUGAGUUGCUGCAGGGCCUUGCUGCAGAGGCCCUGUGCUGCUGCAUCAGAAAUGACGGCGAGCUGCCAAGGAGUGCUGCUGCUGCCCUCACGGAGUUGCUGCAGAGUGUGGGGCCGCUGCUGCUGCGUCGCAUAGCAGCAGAGGCGGACCUGCUGCUGCAUCGAGUCCGAACGUCUGCAGCAGGAGCUGCAGCGGACGCGGAAGAUGAGAAGCGCCUAUGGCAGCUGCUGGAGGUGCUGCUGCUGCAGCUGCAGCAGCUGCCGAGCGUCCUGCAGCAGCAGCUCUGUUCUUGUGUCUCGCUGCAGCUAGCUCCCUCAGGCCCUCCCCUCAGAAGAGCAGGAAGCAGCAACAGCAGCAACAGCAGCAGCAUCUUCACUUCAUCUGCUGUGCGCCCAUCCCCCUUUGUGGGGGGAAGUGCUUUGCUGCGGCGCUCUAUGUCCUCAGCAGAGGACGUCACUGUUGCUGCUGCUGCUGCUGCUGCUGCGUCUUUAGCAGCAGCAGGGACUGCAGCAGCAGCAGGAUCAGCAGCUCAAGCCACGAUGCUCGCGGGGAGGCCAAUGAGACGCUGUUUAGCGUGUUUGCAGCAGCAGCCUCUCCCGCAGCAGCUGCUGCUGAAUAUGGCGAACAGCAGCACCGCCCAUCACCGUGCUGCAGGGGAGACGCAGGAGCAGCAGCAGGAAGCAGCAGCAGCAGGCUUUGCUGCUGGCACGUCGCCCACAGCAGCAGCAGAGCAGCAGCAGCAGCAACGCGCCAACUUGGCGCAGCGGUUCCAGCAGGCUGGAGAUGCCCUUUCCCCUCGGCGCUUCAUGAGGAGAAUGAGUUCGACGCAGCGCCUGCAGCAGCAGCUGCAGCAGCAGCAGCAGAUCUACACUGCAGCAAGUCUUCAGGAGCGCGUGACGCUGCGGCGGAAGCACUUUUUAACCAUCUGGAUAGACACUGCAUCUGCAACAAGCGCUGCUGCUGCUGUCGUUGCCCGCGCUGCAGCAGCUCAACUUGCAGCAGCACCAUCAGCAGCAGCACAAGCAGCUGCAGCAGAAGCAGCAGCUGCUGCAAACGUGGUGUCCCGGAGAGAGCGCUGCAUGCAGCAGCAGCAGCUCCUGCUGCUCACGUGGCUGCGGCAGCUUUCCAGCGCCCUGAAGGCAGCAGUUCCAUCUUCCACAGCCACAAGGCGGCAGCAGCAAGACUGCAGCACAGUUAAUGGGCUGCUGCAGCUGCAGCGCAUGCAGCUGCUGCCAGUGUGCACGCUGCUUGGCGUUGCUGCGGCUGCAGUGGGGUGCCUUCGGAGCGGCUUCCUUGCUGCGCCUGUUGCAGCAGAGCGACAGCAGCAGCAGCGGGGGCAGCAUCUGCUGCUGCAGGUGCUGCAGGAGCUACAAGAGCUUGCAGAAGUGCUUGGCGGAGAAGGGCGGCCGCGAGCAAUCUCCAGCGGCCUCUUAUCCCAGCAGCUGCUGCAGCGGCAGCUGCAGCAGCGCGUGCAGCCGCUGCUGCUGCUGCUGCUGUGUGAGCUAAGAGACACGUCGCUCAUGGCUCUAGCAGAGGCAGCAGCAGCAGCAAAGGCUGCGCCGCGUCUUGCUGCUGGCAGAAACCUUCCCGUCUCACCCACGCCGUGCGAAUCGCAGCAGCAGCAGCAGCAGCAGCAGCUGACAGCAGCCGAUGUGCUGCUGGGUGCACGGCAGCAGAAGCUGCAGCAGCUGCUGUUUGCUGUUGCCCUUGAAGAAAUGCGUCUUUGCACGGCAGACAGCCGCAGCGACGAGCUCUCAAGCCCUUCUUUGCUGCAGCCUGUUGCAGCAGCAGAUGCUGCAGGUGCAUGCAUGGAAGCAGCAGCAGCGCCGGCAUCAGCAGCAGCAGCAGCUGCUGCUGCUGCAACUGCUGCGGCCCGCUGCAGCGCCGACACCUGGUGGAGCUGCCGCGUCAUUUCUCGCUGGCUGCUGUUGCUGCAUUUGAGCACUUGGGGAGCAGCAGCAGGAUCAACUGCAGCAGAUGCAGAAGCAGGUGCAGCAGCAGCAGCUGCAGCAGGCUCGCCCAGGCAAAUGCUGGAGCUGUUCCGCUGGAGCAUGCAGCAGCUGCAGCAGGGGUUGCUGUCGUUGCGGCGGGCUCUGCCACGCCUUCCCCAGCUGCAGCAGCAACUGCUGCAUUUGUCGCAGCCAAGACAGCAGCAGCGGCUCGUGGUGCAGCUGUCGCAGCAGCUGCAAGAGCAGCAGCAUCUGCUGCUGCAGAGCAUGAGCUCGCUGCUGCGCCACCGCAUCCGCAGGCUUGAGGCAGCAACAGUCUGUCUCUUUGCUGCAACCCAGCAGAGUCAGCACCACGGAAAACAGCAGCAGCAGCAGCAGCGGCAAAAGCAGCAGCUGCUGCGGCAGCGCACGCAAGACUCAUCUUCACAGGGUGGCUCCUUGCUGCUGCUGCAGGCCGACUCCGCAUUGCAGGAAUUUGCUGCUGAGUGCAGCAGCAGCAGCAUGCGGUACAAGUCGGACGUGACUGCAGCACAGCUUGGAGACAUUUGUGCGCUUUUUAUGCGGCAGCAAGAAGCCCGCUGUUUGUCCCUCAUGCUGCAGCUGCUGCAUUCUCGCCAGCAGCAGUUGCAGCAGCUGCAGCUGCUGCUGCAAGUGCAGCAGCAGCCGCAACAGCAGGAUCCGGAAGGCGGAUGGAAGGCUCCGAGUAUCAGUGCUGCACCUGUUGAUGUAGGCGCGAGAUCGACUUACGCGUAG